CCUGACCAAUGCGGAAGUCAACAAACCGGUCAGCGAAAUGUUAAAAAGCACUUUACUUUACCUACUUCCCUGUUUUAUGUGUUGCGUUUAAUGUAAGCUUUGUGAGCUCUAAAGGGACACUGAAUGGCUUUCAAGUGUCAAGUGUUGGACGCACCCUCCGUCAUUUAGCGAGCGGUAACUAAAGUUAGUUUAUUGUAGUUUAAACACACCGCUUCAAGAUGCGGAGCGACACUCUCCUCUCCAGCGUGAACGUGGUGCUUGUAAUGGCCUACGGUAGUCUGGUGUUUGUUUUGCUCUUCAUCUUUGUCAAAAGGCAAAUUGUGCGAUUUGCCAUGAAGUCUCGGAGAGGACCGCAUGUUCCACUCGGCCACAAUGCUCCCAAGGAGCUGAGACAAGAAAUUGAAGCCAAACUUUGCCAGGUCCAGAAAAUCCACUUUGAGCCUCGUCUGCUGUCCCUAGAUGACGACCGGCUAAAGCACAGAGAACAGUCUGGUUCUCAUAACUCCCUGUAUAGGAUGAAAGCACUGGAUGCCAUCAGAGACACUGAUCUACCUUUCCGUGAACUCGGCGGCACACCUACCGCUGUGACGGGUAAAAGACUUCGGACAUGGCUUCUGCAGCUACGAAAGUCCCAGUGCAUGUUCCAAAACAGUCUGAGCUCGCUCAUCGACACGGUGCUGGACGGAUACAACAAAGCCCGUCACGGGGCAGAGGCUUUUGGUGAAGCAGAAUUUUUGAAAUACCAGGAAGCUCUGACUGAACUGGCCUCUCUCGUGAAGUCUCGCAGCAGCAGCAGCACUCCGAGCCAGCACCACCACUCGGCCGCCAAAGACCUGAUCGGCACCACGGAGCCAAUGAGCUCCUCCUCCUCCUCCCCCACCCAAACCACCUACCUCACAUCGUCGAUGCAGCAGCGCAGCAAGCGGCCCAGACACUUCCUGGAGCUGAAGAACUUCAAAGACAACUACAACACACUGGACAGUUCGUUCUGAAAAUAUGUGACUCGCAUCUGAGAGAAAGGUCAAAGACAAGGUAGAGCUUCCUGUGAUUUAAGUGCCUACAGAUCGGUAGUUUAGGGUGAAAUGAAAAAGCACUGCCUUCAUAUACUAACACAUAUUGCCUAGUUCAAAGUAUAAUGCACUUCAAACUGCUCUACCUAGCCUAUGCAUAUAUCCUGUAUUAAUGCAUGUACAAGUGUUAUAUUAGGUAGAAAAUGACUAUGAGUUACUAUGGUAAGUAGGGUUGAUUUGACCAAAACAACACUGGAGCUCUCGGGCUAUGCAAUGGCACAUGACAAUCAGUAUUUAUUGUACAAUUAUAAAAGCCUAUGCAGAAUUGUUAUAAUUAACCAAGUGUAUUUAAAUGCUAACAAUGUUUGUAGAUAAAUCCCAGUGUUAAUAGUUGAAAAACACACACUGUUUAUGUCACUUAUGUUUACAUCUAUGUAUGUCUCAUUUGCUGUUUUUAGCCUUAAACAUGUUUUACAGAAGCCAUACUUGAUUUAAUGAAUUGUGAUUAAGUGCUCUUAAGAUUUAAUCAGAUCUCUCAGUGGAAUGUAAUUUAACUGUUUCCCAGUGCAUUUAUGCAAUUAUAAUGUAGCAUCAGGGGAGGUCUCUUUUUAAAAAGGUUGACUGGCCCCCAGAUGUCUGAAAUGUUUAUUAAUUUUCGUAUCAGGGGAACAUUCAGGUGAAUUAUUAUUUUUCUGUGAUGCUUAUUGUAUAAGUUGCCAUCCGAAUAAAACAGUGACAUGCAGU
Molecule: messenger RNA, 1754 nt
Organism: Trematomus bernacchii (emerald rockcod)
Lineage: Eukaryota; Metazoa; Chordata; Actinopteri; Perciformes; Nototheniidae
Gene: ltap1
Product: chromosome unknown C1orf43 homolog
Exons: 7
Coding region: 219-992 (257 amino acids)
Biological process (GO): phagocytosis
Source: RefSeq, a predicted model, not a curated record